CCUUAUGUUUCCGGUCCAGUUUCCGGCGGUCUUUCUCCAUUCAUCUUCUUCUGUUCGGUGCUUUCUUUUGUAGUUGUCUGAGGAGUAUAUUUGAAUGUUUUGGUUGUUGAAAGUUCGAGGCUGGUCCUAAGAUUUCGGUGAUAGAUGUCUGCAGCGCUAAAUUAAUGGGCACAUCAUCUGGAUCCAAUCUUCCACACCAAAUGCUACCACCACGUCAGCAACUACAAACUUCUCUCUCACUUGUGUCUUCGGAUCCCCACUUGUCACGAUCUAAUUCCGCCAUUGUGCGUGAAUCCCCAGCUGAAAGUGCUAGCUCUCAAGAGACUUGGCCAACCUCUAAAUCUAUUAUGGGAAACAAGACAGAGAGCGGUAAGUCAGGCCCUGACUCUCAUGACCAACUUGUGAUCCGCCACGUUUCCAUUGCCGAUAAGGUAUCACUACGGGACAUAGCUAGAGAGAGAGUGGACGCAGUCGCUGAGAGAAUGCACCGGUUACCAGAAGAGUAUCUCGAGGAGUUAAAGAACGGCCUCAAGGCUAUCCUUGAGGGUAAUGGUUCGCAGCCUAUAGAUGAGUUUAUGUUUCUGCAGAAGUUUGUCCAGACGAGAUCUGAUUUAACUUCAAAGACACUUGUCAGGGCUCACCGAGUGCAGCUUGAAAUCCUUGUGGUUAUUAACACUGGAAUCCAAGCAUUCUUGCAUCCAAACAUCAAUCUCUCUCAAACAUAUCUCAUCGAGAUCUUUGUGUACAAGAGAUGCAGAAACAUAGCAUGCCAAAACGAACUCCCGGCUGAUGGUUGUCCCUGCGAGAUUUGCGCUAAUAGGAAAGGCUUCUGCAACCUGUGCAUGUGUGUGAUCUGUAACAAGUUUGACUUUUCGGUUAACACAUGCCGCUGGAUUGGCUGCGACGUGUGUUCUCAUUGGACUCAUACGGAUUGUGCAAUUAGGGAUGGAGAGAUUUCCAUGGGAGUUUCUGCCAAGAGUGUAUCCGGGAUGGGAGAAAUGCUGUUCAAGUGUCGAGCGUGCAACCAUACUUCUGAAUUACUGGGCUGGGUUAAAGAUGUGUUUCAGCACUGUGCACCUAACUGGGAUAGGGAGUCUUUGAUGAAGGAACUUGACUUCGUGAGUAGGAUUUUCCGUGGAAGCGAAGAUACAAGAGGCCGGAAGUUAUUCUGGAAGUGUGAGGAACUUAUUGACAAGAUUAAAAGUGGACUGGCUGAAGCAACAGCUGCCAAGUUGAUACUUGUGUUUUUCCAAGAAAUUGAAUUGGACUCUCCAAAGAGCCUUGAAAGCGGAGAAGGUGGGGGAACCAUAGCACCUCAAGAUGCAUGCAACAGAAUUGCUGAAGUAGUAAAGGAAACACUGAGGAAAAUGGAAAUAGUGGGUGAGGAAAAGAUGAGGAUGUACAAGAAAGCGCGAAUGGGGCUUGAGGAAUGCGAGAGAGAAGUGGAAGAGAAAGCAAAGCAAGUGGCGGAACUGAAGAUAGAGAGGCAGAAGAAGAAACAACAGAUAGAAGAGGUGGAGAGGAUAGUGAGGCUGAAGCAAGCUGAGGCAGAGAUGUUUCAGUUGAAGGCUAACGAAGCUAAAGUGGAAGCAGAGAGGUUAGAGAGGAUUGUGAAAGCGAAAAAGGAGAAAACUGAAGAGGAAUACGCGAGUAACUACCUGAAACUGAGGCUGAGCGAGGCAGAGGCAGAGAAAGAGUAUCUGUUUGAAAAGAUAAAAGAGCAGGAAAAUGGUGGUGAGGCGUCACAAGCAGUGAUGUACUCAACGAUCAGAGAAAUGCUUCAUGGAUACAAUGCAUCAUCGUCGCCAAGAGUAGAUCCAAGAUCAAACCAACGAAAUCCUUUCAGAUCCAAUCCUUAG
Messenger RNA from Camelina sativa (false flax), 1859 nucleotides. RefSeq names its product protein OBERON 1. Lineage: Eukaryota; Viridiplantae; Streptophyta; Magnoliopsida; Brassicales; Brassicaceae. Gene Ontology annotation, cellular component: nucleus. The record is from RefSeq and is a predicted model, not a curated record. Gene Ontology annotation, biological process: regulation of gene expression; maintenance of shoot apical meristem identity; maintenance of root meristem identity.